CUUGAACAGAAAAAGUUCUUUUUUAUUUUAAUGCUGAGGUUGAAUCAGACUCUACAUCACACCACACCAGCAGUCACUCACUGGUGAUCUCAAUCAACUUCUUCUUCUUAGUGCACUAGACAUUUCCUAUUUCAAAUGUGCCACCAACGAAGAAAGCCAAAAUAAACUUUCAUCAAGGGAGGUAAGUAGGUGCCAGGCGCAGAUGCAGGCCGGGGCCAUCAAUGAAGGUUUCUCCAGACGCCAGGUUCGCUUAAUUUAUGUAUGAAUCAAUGAUCGCUCACAAGUUGUCAAGACUGGCCAGGAAGAACUUGCCUAAUGAUUCAUGCAUGACUCAUCAUCCAUGAGACUUUGAAUUUACCUUUUUUUUUAUUUAUGCUCAGUUGCAUGAACUUCUGCGUCCUGGAACCUGGAAGCAUGUGGUUGAAGUGUUCGUUGGGCUGGAGGCUCCCCCCUUCAAACGAUUCAAACCAGGCUAGCACAAAGUCAAAUCCAAGCUAGGGAUUCAAAGUUCGAAGAACAGAAGCCGAACGAACUUCUUGAUGCGGAGAAAUGGAAUAAUAAUACAUAGGACAUAGGACAUAGCAAUAAUAACUAGGACAUAGCAUAGGGUUCACAGACUUCACGACAAGUCCAUUUCCAUUCUGAUGAACAUUGAUCUAAAUUGCUGACUGAGAACAGAUUUUGAUCAAGAAAGUGAUCGUGUUUCCUGAAGAAAAUCCCCGCCGAGUCUGAUGUCCGUCCGCCUCCUCCUCCUCCUCCUCCUCCCCCCCCCCCCUUUUGUCUAAUAAUAUAUAAUUCAUCUGCUCUCCCGGAGUCUGGGGACAGUGGAGUGGUGGAGUGGGGAGGAAAUCAGAUGGGGUCAAACCUUGAAUCCCCACAUCUCUCCGCCUCUCUGGCUCUUAGCUCUCUUUUUUACUGAGCUAAACCUUUCAGACGCGUUCUGGUGCUGCGUUCUGGCCUCUUACUUUUGAGGUUUGAUAGUUGCUCGUUAAAACCUACUCAAAUCAUCACAUCGGACUCAGCAUCAACAAAGUUUAAAAAAGAAAAAUGGGUUCGACCCUCUUUUUCUUGAGUAUUUGUACUGCCGUUAUGGACUAUAUUUUUCACAAAAUCCAACUGUUGCUGGGUAUUUUCAAAAGCGUCUGCCUUCGUUGGAAACGCCAACAUCGCUGGCUACGACUCGUGAACGAGGGAAAUCCUAUUCUAGGGGAGUGCUUUCGCCUUUGCCUCUUGCACACGGUGCCUCCGCUAACCCCCUCAUAUGCGUCUGCUGAAUUGGACAACUGGGAUUGAAAUUCACGACCUGCUACUCGUACGCCUGCGACAUCAACUCUUGGUCUUCCUGCUCUCCGGCGCUGUGAACUCGUGAGGAGGUAGACCUGUAUUUUGAGUGCGAAUUCGGCUCUGAUGGUGAGCCUGUUCCAAGCAUGGCUAACUUCGGGCCGACGGCCCCCGGGCAUGAGAACAGAGGAUGGAGGCUAUUUGUCGUUACAGUAGUGAUGAUCAUCGUGUCUGGCUUCUUUGUCGUCGUUCGACUUUCCGCGAGAUAUAUUCGGAAUGGAAUUAGGGUGGAUGACUGGGUAAUCGUGGCAGCGUUGACUGCUGCCGUCGGAUUUUCUAUCGCUCAUGUCCUAGCGGUGCAACACGGGUUCGGUAGACACGAGCAUGAGCUCACCCCCCAGGAAAGGAUCGAUGCAUUAAUAUGGAUCUUCGUUGCUCAAGUGUUAUACAAGGUGAUCCUAUGCCUUACGAAAACGUCGAUUGUAUUGCUCUACCUCCGAGUCUUUUACGCCCAGAAGUCAUUCCGCUGGACUUGCUACGUCCUUAUCGCAUUCAACAUAGUAUCGGGAAUUGCAUUUAUCCCACCCACUAUCUGGCAGUGUUCGCCCGUGCAUGCGUUUUGGGAUCGCUCAGUGCCACAUCGAUGUAUCAAAAAUCUUGCUAACUGGCUAUCAUACGCGCUGAUCAAUAUUUUGACUGACGUGGCGAUCUUGAUCCUGCCGAUACGGCAAGUCAUGCACCUCCAGUUGAGAAGGAAUGACAAAAUCGCCGUUAUUUUUGUUUUUGCUCUUGGCGGAUUCGUUUGCAUCACAAGCAUCAUUCGUACCACAGUCAUCGCAAAAGGGUCGGAAGUAUAUGAUAUAACAUGGAGCCCGAUCCCCGUCUCGAUAUGGAGCACCAUCGAAACAAACACAGGCAUAAUCUGCGCCUGCCUGCCUAUGAUCCGACAACCGCUCUCGAUACUCUUUCCGAGCCUCUUCUCCAGUUCAGAGCGCAGCGGAUCAAAACAACCCAGCAGCCGAGCCAACAACUUGAGGAACCGGAGUCAAGGUCGCCGAACAGGCGAGCAUUCGAUCCCUACGAACUCGAGCACACCGUGGGCCCGCCAUAGCCGCGAGGAACCCGUAUACAUGACGGCCAUCAAGCCCCGCAAAGACGGAAUUCCAAAUCGGACUGAAAGCGAAGAGAGUAUGAUAUAUGUCCACGAGAUCUCUGUUUGAAUAGACAUUUCUAGCUAGCUAGCUGCCUCUCUAUCUACAGUCGCGAUGCUUUCUUCGCUCCGCUAAUUCUAGUAGUGCUGUAAGCACUGCUCCACAUCUAGAAGGGGGUGUGGGGGGGACGCCUGUUAAAUAAAAUAUAUAGGAUUGAACAUAAUUGCGGAAAACCUACUAUAAUCUCAGUGCUAUUAUGUUACAUCUAAGCACAAUUUUGUUUCUUUUUCUGGUUCCAAUUGUUAAGAAAUUCAUAGCAACGGUUAACCGCCAACCGAGCACGUGAUUCAUGUAUUGCCCGGGUUAAAACUGAGCUUUUAAUAGCAAUUUCUGUACACGGUUCACUCAGUUCUGUAAGAUCUAGCUUUAAAGAAUGGGGAUAGAUAUCUGAGUCAUAAAACCACUAUAAUUGUAAUAAUCAUGGGUUAGGUACAGCUAGUAGCACUUCAUUUAUUGUUUGAAAAGAUGAUUACUUACCAAUCUCUCCUCGUUGAUGAGCGGAUUGCCUAAAGCAUCUCUUCCCCAAAUUUCCCAGAACGCGGAUAUCUUACCCACCCAUCUCAAGCCAUUUAUCAUAAUCGGGCCCUCUGGGUCUAUAUCGGAUGAAUAGCAGGCCUCGGUUGUCGGCGGCGACGGGAUAGGAAUGUCAGAGGUAGUCAGAGAGUUUCAGUGGUGGUCGAAAGAGUGGCUUCUCAAUGAUCUUUAUUAUAACGGAGAACUUUGUUGCAGGCGAUUCUGAGA
This is a messenger RNA of Blastomyces dermatitidis ER-3, 3233 nucleotides long. RefSeq lists its product as uncharacterized. The record is from RefSeq and is a predicted model, not a curated record. Lineage: Eukaryota; Fungi; Ascomycota; Eurotiomycetes; Onygenales; Ajellomycetaceae. Bases 1428 to 2501 code for a protein of 357 amino acids. The transcript has 6 exons.